Messenger RNA from Tuber melanosporum (Perigord truffle), 2041 nucleotides. RefSeq lists its product as uncharacterized. Gene Ontology annotation, cellular component: mitochondrion. Gene Ontology annotation, molecular function: mitochondrial ribosome binding; GTPase activity; GTP binding. Gene Ontology annotation, biological process: positive regulation of translation. The transcript has 8 exons. The record is from RefSeq and is a predicted model, not a curated record. The coding region runs from base 80 to 2041 and encodes 653 amino acids. Lineage: Eukaryota; Fungi; Ascomycota; Pezizomycetes; Pezizales; Tuberaceae.
ACAUCACCAAUUCCUCCCCCUUUCCCAAGCGGAAUAUACAGCCUAGAAGGGAUUCACUAUCAUCGGUUUUCAACGCUCGAUGCGACAAUGCUUCUUGGUCCGUAGGCUUCUCCUGCUCUUCGAGCGAACAUCCUCCACGACCUCACCGUUCCGGCUAUCGAGGUACCCGCCGCCCGUCCACUCACUACCGCCGCAGAGGUUUUUCUCAGGGUCCGCUAGGGCUUGCUUCGAGAGGAUUUCGCCAGAGUUGGAGAAAAGGAUUAACGAUGUUCCGCUAGAGAGGUUUAGGAAUUUUUGUAUCGUGGCGCAUGUGGUGGGUUUUCUAUUCAUAGUGAGUGACAGACUUCUGGAGCUCACAGGGACCAUUGCUCCUGGGGGGAACAAACAGAUUUUGGACAAGCUUGAUGUAGAACGGGAACGGGGGAUUACUGUUAAAGCGCAGACAUGUAGUAUGAUUUAUAAAUACAAGGGAGAAGAUUAUCUCCUCCAUCUUGUGGAUACCCCCGGGCAUGUCGAUUUCCGAGCAGAAGUAUCUCGAAGCUACGCUUCAUGUGGAGGAGCGAUUCUCCUGGUCGACGCAUCACAGGGCGUUCAAGCACAGACGGUGGCCAAUUUCUACCUCGCCUUUGCUCAGGGUCUACAUCUCAUCCCCGUAAUCAACAAGAUCGACCUGUCAACGGCAGAUCCGGAGAGGGCGCUCGAGCAGAUGAAAUCCAGUUUCGAGCUCGAUCCCAAAGGUGCAGUCCUAGUUUCUGCUAAAACAGGCCUUAAUGUUGAGUCGAUAUUGCCGGCUGUUGUCGACCAAGUGCCGGCUCCCGUAGGCUCCCAUGAAGCUCCAUUAAAGAUUCUCCUAGUAGACUCCUGGUAUGACAUGUACAAAGGUGUGAUCCUGUUAGUCCGGGUCUUCGAGGGCACGCUCCGGCCCGGAGAUACCAUCGUCUCCUUCGCUACAGAGAAGAAAUACAUUGUUGGAGAACUAGGCAUCAUGCACCCCCUCGAGAAAGCCACUUCCUCCUUACGUGCAGGUCAGGUCGGAUACGUUUACUUCAACCCAGGGAUGAAGAAGAGCUCCGAAGCAAAGGUCGGGGACACAUUUACGCAUGUCGGUAUGGGGAACGUUGUCCAGCCGUACCCAGGAUUUGAGGAACCGAAACCUAUGGUUUUCGUCGGAGCCUUUCCUGUGGAUCAGUCGGAGUUUAAUCAACUGGACGAUAGUAUCAAUCAGCUAGUUAUUAACGAUAGAAGUGUUACGCUCCAUAAAGAGUCUUCGGAAGCUCUUGGGCAGGGGUGGAGGUUGGGUUUUCUGGGUACGUUGCAUUGCUCGGUAUUCGAAGACCGCCUGAGGCAGGAGCAUGAUACCUCAAUCAUCAUUACCGCUCCAACGGUGCCAUACAUGAUCAAAUACAAGAAUGGCUCUGAAGUCAUCGUCCGAAAUCCGCACGAAUUUCCAAAUCCCGACGUGGAGUACAACAGGAUCGAAGCCUUCUACGAGCCAUUAGUUCUUGCCACCAUCACCGUCCCAGAUGAAUACCUUGGGAAAGUUAUCGAGCUCUGCGAGUCAAACCGCGGCACGCAAGUCUCCAUCGAAUUCUGGACAGCCAGCCAAGUCAUCUUAAAGUACAGAAUCCCACUCGCUCAGCUAGUCACCGACUUUUUCGGAAAACUCAAGGGCAUAACGAAAGGCUACGCGUCACUAGACUACGAAGACGCUGGGUAUGAGAGGAGUGAUGUUGUGAAGCUACAGUUACUUGUGAACAAAGAACCCGUGGAUGCUAUCUCCCAGGUCCUGCACAGAAGCCAAUGUCAGAGGAUUGGUAAACAGUGGGUUUCGAAAUUCAAAGAGUAUGUGGAUCGGCAGCUUUUUGAGGUGGUCAUCCAAGCCGCAGUGGGGAAGAUGAUUGUUGCGAGGGAGACGGUCAAGCCUGUUAGGAAGGAUGUUACCGCAAAGCUCUAUGGUGGUGACAGGACCCGGAGAAUGAAGCUCCUGGAGAAACAGAAGGAAGGAAGAAAGAAGCUGAAAGGCGAGUCCUCACAUUCAUAG